AUGCAAAUUCUGCAGAAACUGGUUUCUUUCACCAUCUAUGCGAAUCUUGUUAUUCUUCUUCUUGUACCAUUUGUCAAAUCAUCUCAAGAACUCUUGAAAACAACAGGCAGUCAUACUAGCAGCAAGAACAUCAUUCAUAAGUUAAGUCCUAAACUGCUGUUUGAGAUUACACUCCAUGGGUUUCUCCUGUGGGCCUCAAUGGGAUUCCUGAUGCCUGUUGGGAUAAUCGCUAUCAGAAUGUCACACAGAGAGGCAUGCGGAAGAAGGCUUAAGAUUCUUUUCUAUGUUCAUUCUAUUUCACAGAUGCUCUCUGUACUUCUCUCCACAGCAGGAGCAGUAAUGUCUGUAAAAAACUUCAACAACUCAUUCGACAACCACCAUCAACGAAUAGGCGUAGGCCUAUAUGGUAUAGUAUGGUUACAAGCCCUCAUUGGGUUUCUACGACCGCGGAGAGGAUCUAAAGGAAGAAGUUGGUGGUUUUUUGUGCACUGGAUAACUGGAACUGCAGUAUCUCUGCUGGGAAUCAUCAACAUAUACACAGGAUUACAAGCUUACCAUCAAAAGACAUCAAGAAGUAUACAUCUUUGGACUAUAGUUUUCACCACUCAGGUCUCUUUCGUCAUCUUCUUUUACCUGUUCCAAGACAAGUGGGUUUAUAUACAAAAGCAAGGAGUCAUUUUGGGUGAUGAACCAGUGAGGCCCACUCAUCAAGUAAUUUCUCCAGGAGAAAAGCAAAAGGGAUCAGCAACUGACUCUUGUUGA
Messenger RNA from Dovyalis caffra, 762 nucleotides. The record is from the annotation of a GenBank genome assembly. Lineage: Eukaryota; Viridiplantae; Streptophyta; Magnoliopsida; Malpighiales; Salicaceae.